GCAAUCAAACAGACAAUUAGUUUUACACUAUUUUUGUAAAUGAAUUGUUAUUGAAAUUAAUUGUGAAAUUAAUGUUUAAUUAAUUUUUUUACUAAACGUUUGAUUUAAUCGCUGAACACAAAGCGAAACACAAUUUGUAUUGUAUAUCAAAGUGUUUGUCAUAUAUUUUAUAUCUCGUUGUUUAUCAUUGUUUUUAUUGUCUUUGUAUGGAUUGGAGACCAUUGAUGAAAAUGUUGACAAAGUUAACCAUUACUGUAGUCCUAAUUGUUUAUAUCAUAUCCACGUUUUUCGUACUCUUUCUCAACCAUUUGAACACUGAUAACGACUUCCGGCCAUUGGAUGACAACUCACUGGACGCCACACUCACCGCUCGUCAGCGAUACCCGUCGGCACUCCGGCAGCCAGUCAUUGACCCCAAAGACGAUCGCAUUACCAUCGAUGGCCAGAUGAGACACACGUUUUGGUUUUUACAGAUCUCCGACCUUCACCUCAGCAUUCAUUUUGAUCCAAAACGAGCGCCAGAUUUGGAGAAGUUUUGCGAGGAAUACAUUGAUAUCAUUAAACCGUCGGUAGUGUUGGCCACCGGAGACCUGACAGACGCCCGAACCAAGAGUCCAAUGGGUUCGCGAGUCCACGAAGAAGAAUGGGUUAUGUAUUGGAAUGCAUUGAAUAAGACUAAAGUCGGCUCCAGAACUGUAUGGCUCGACAUCAAAGGCAAUCACGAUAAUUUCAAUGUCUACGACUGGAGUCAUCGGAACAACUUCUUUAAGAAGUACUCGAUUAGAGGCCCGAAUAACACGCGCUCUUAUAAACACAGUGUCAGACACGACACGGAAACCUAUAGUUUCAUUGGUGUCGACGCCUGUUUGGAUCCGUCGCCCAAAAGACCCUUCAAUUUCAUUGGUCUGCUUCGGGACAAAGACAUUGAGCGCAUCAAACAGAUGAAAGCGGACGCACAGCUCGAGCGCAGCAAUUAUACCAUUUGGUUCGGACACUACCCGACCUCAUCCAUAGCGAUGCCCAGUCCCGGCCUCAGAGAGCUUAUUAAGUGA
Molecule: messenger RNA, 1052 nt
Organism: Medioppia subpectinata
Lineage: Eukaryota; Metazoa; Arthropoda; Arachnida; Sarcoptiformes; Oppiidae
Source: the annotation of a GenBank genome assembly